Messenger RNA from Lytechinus variegatus (green sea urchin), 2985 nucleotides. Its product is annotated as putative nuclease HARBI1. The record is from RefSeq and is a predicted model, not a curated record. The coding region runs from base 186 to 1232 and encodes 348 amino acids. NCBI's taxonomy places the organism in Eukaryota, Metazoa, Echinodermata, Echinoidea, Temnopleuroida, Toxopneustidae. The transcript has 4 exons.
ACUCCAAAAAUCAAACGCAAGUCCCCUGAAUCUUACGCAACUUUGCGUUAGAUCGCAACUCUGUUGCAGAAAAGAGAUGCGUUUGAUUUCUAACGCAUCUAUCAAGCGCAACUCUCCUCGAUCAAACGCAACUUUGCGUUUGAUCAGUGAUCAUACGCAAGUUGCAGUAAAUCCAUAGCAACAACAUGGCAGCCAUACUAUUAGCAGAAGCUGAGGAAGUGCAGCCACGUCCUGGCCGAGUGAUAAGGGAUAGGGACCAGCCCCUCGACUCUCUUUCUGAGACGCAGUUAGUUAAGAGAUACCGGUUCGGUCGCGAGGCAAUUUUCUUUCUAAUUAAUCUACUCACCAAUCAAAUCGCACCAACAACGGAACGCAACAAGGCAAUCCACCCCACACUACAAGUUUUGAUAAGCCUGAAUUUCUUCGCAACCGGAUCGGUCUUGGAAAGUGAUGCAAAUAUCCAUGGCAUUCAUCGCAGCACCGUGUCUAGGAUAAUCCAUAGGGUCUCUGAAGCCUUGUGUGGUCACAAGAGCCAGUUUAUCAAGUUCCCGAGGACUGAUGCCGAAACAGCCGCCAAUAUUCAGGAUUUCUAUAGAAUCGCUGGAUUCCCGAGAGUGGUAGGGGCUGUUGAUGGCAUGCACGUUUGCCUACAUGGCUGCCCAUUAGGCCCCGACGAAUACGUUUACACCAACAGAAAGGGCAGGUCUUCCAUCAACGUCCAAUUGGCUUGCAACGCAAAAUUCCAGAUAAUAAAUGUCGUUGCGAGAUGGCCGGGGAGUACCCACGACUCCAGAAUUCUUCAGAAUAGCAGACUGUACCGCAAGUACAAUAAUGGAGAACUGAAAGGGAUCAUCCUCGGUGACUCUGGUUAUCCCUUGAUGACAUGGUUAAUGACCCCCAUCCUUAAUCCACAAACACCAGAGGAACAAGCCUACAACAAUGCACAGUGCAAGACGAGAUCAAUCAUCGAGCAAGUGAAUGGACAGCUAAAAAAUAAAUUUAGAUGUCUGCUCGGCCAUGGCUUACAAAUUCGACCAAAUAGGGCCUGCAACAUCAUUACUGCAUGCUGCAUAUUAUUCAACAUUAGUAAAAGAUUCAGACAGCCAGCAGCAGACGAUAAUGAAGAUGACCACAUGAUCGAUGACAACAUGGAAGGAGAAAUCAACAGGGAAAGGGGAGAUGCAGCGGCCAUCGCUGUCCGGGCCCAGAUCGUACAGUCUUUUGUUGUGUAGUAUAUCAUUUUUUCAAUGGCUUUAUCAUUAUAUCAAUGCUGGGAUUUAUGUAAUGCCGUAAGCACUAAUAAUUUCCACCCCCCCCCCCUUCAUAAGGAUAACAAGUUGAUUAAAAAGUAAUAUUUGGAACUGGCAAUUACGCAUAACCUUCUACACACUUGUUGGUCAAAUUUCUUUUGGUUGUAGUCCGUUUUAAAAAUACCUAACAACAUGGUCAUAAGUUUUCAAAUUAUAUACACUGAUGCUCUUCCAUUAUGAAUAAAUAUUUAUUGUCCACUAGAUGAAACUGUGAUUUGCUAUAACACAGUAAACACUUCAUUUUGUAAAAGCCAAGUAAAGAAUCCUUGUACUUUUGAAAUGCAUGUUUAAUAUGCAUCAAAAUGGCACACACUCUGUUUUUGUGGUGAAGAUUUUACGAACACAAUUUUAAAUAAUGUUCCAACUAUGGCAAGACAUUCAUAUACUACUGUAUAUAAAACAUACUGAGCAUUUUAAAAGGUUCGUAUUAUGGCAAGACAUUAACAUAAUAUGUAAAACAUACUGAGUUGUCAUGUUAUUAUUUUAAUAUACAACAAUGCAAGGGAAUCUACCAUUGUGUUUAAAAAUCAAGAGUCUCGAGAAAGGGAAUGAUUUGUUUUUUUAUUCUUUACACAAUCUAACACAUCUUUCAAAGUGAUUGUUUGAGUUAAAAUGCCCUUUCAUGUCAAAUCUCAACCUCAGCAAGUGUUGAUAAUUAGCAACAUUGAAAUGUUGGAACAGGGUGAGCAUCAAUAUACUAUUGAUGUGCUGGUAUUGCUGGAUUUUUAUACCAUUAAAAAAUACUACCUUGAAGGUUUUUAGACUUUUAAUCAACAUUGAAUUUACAUGUACAUCAAUGUAAUUAUAUAUUAGUUAUUCAAGUUGUCUUUUUUUCCAUGGCCAAAAUCUCUUGUUACUUUUUUUUAAAGGAAUGUAUGCUCUGUAGAAUAAGUAUCCUUUACAAUGGAACUCUUUCUUUGUUAAGUUUGAUUUUACUUUCAUGCAAACUUUUCUAGCAAAUGCGGCAAAAUUUCAAUUCUGUACCUGUACACAUUUUUGUUCAAAUACAAUACCAAGUUGAAAAGAAGUGUUGCUUGCAAUAAUUGUUAGGAAUGAAACACACCUUUGGUAAGGUUGAUUUUAUUGUCAGGAAUAAUUGUUUUAAAAAACAUUUUGAAAAGCAAAUUAUUAUAUGUUUAGUAAAGGCCAAGUCCACUCUGAAAAAGUUUACUAAAAAACAAAAAACAAAUCAAGCAUUUAUGAUACUGAACAUUCCAUCAAAAUCACAUUCAAACGGUUUAAGGUCAGCCUCUUCCUCAUAAUGUCCUCCUUCCUCUGAAACCUAUUUACCUUCAAAACAGUAGUUGCAUUCCUCCAGUACUACUUCUUUCAUUUUCCACCUGAACAUUAAAAUAAUAUACAUUUUUUUUUAUUCUGGAAGUUGCUGUUGAUGGUAGUAGCAGUGACUUUAUAUUUCUAUUCUGAAGACGAAUUGCAUAUUACUGCACUUUGAAAAUAUAAAUAAAUGUAGUAACUUUCCUAUGUUCCAUUUAAUUGUGAACAAACUUUCAGUAUCGUGCUUAACUUUACUUUUUGUUGUAAUGGACUUGGCCUUUCAAUUGACAUGGAUGUCAUUUACAUAUUGAAGGAGAAGAUUCGACGUGAAGAAAACCAUACUUGUACAUGAAUCGCAGAAGACAAUGUCUCCUUGUUACUACAUUCAGAGUGAAUGUAA